Coniophora puteana RWD-64-598 SS2 is the source of this 3579-nucleotide messenger RNA. RefSeq lists its product as uncharacterized. Gene Ontology annotation, molecular function: protein binding. The coding region runs from base 131 to 3337 and encodes 1068 amino acids. The record is from RefSeq and is a predicted model, not a curated record. Lineage: Eukaryota; Fungi; Basidiomycota; Agaricomycetes; Boletales; Coniophoraceae. The transcript has 3 exons.
GUGCCACCUUUCUCCGCAGGGGCUCCUCACCCCAGCUCAGCGUCACGUCAGGCCCCCACGCUUCGUUGGACAUUUUCCGGCCUGUGUGCAGUCGAAUCGACUGGCGUGACAUUCUCCAUCUUCCAAUGCCAUGAUUUCCUCCUUGUUUCUCCUCCUUGGUCUUGCGGUUCAAACCGUGGCAGAAUCCUAUCAGCCGGAGUCGAGAUGGGCGCAGGCAUCUGUCGUUAUCCAAGAGUCUCUUUACGUUCAUGGUGGUCUCUCCGACCCAUAUAACACCUAUUCAUACACUUCAGCACCAGAGACGAACCAACUUCUUCUCCUUGAUCUCUCAUUCUCCUUUAACGCAUCUGCGCCUCCAUGGUCACUCGUCAGUGUCACCAAUUCACCAUCCCUGGGUUGGCACACCCUCUCAGCUUUCAACGAGUCCAUGUCCCUCCUUUUCGGUGGCCAGCCAGGCCCAAGUUCCCCAACUGUAUUAACGACCCUUAACGAUUCAGCCCAGCUUCUUAUAUCAUCUAAUCGCUCUUACCCAUCCUUUAUCGACGAGUCCCAGAACUGGGCCGAUGAACCAAUGCGGAGAAUUCAUCACUCUGCAUCGUCAACUAACGGUCUUAUUUGGAUCAUUGGCGGAGAGGAAGCAGAUGGGUCCGGAGAAGCGUUCGCCGAGCACUAUGUCUUCGACCCCGCCACCGUUAUGUUCACUUUAUUGCCAACCGAAAACGCCCCACCUGCGAUAUAUGGUCAUGUCUCUCUGGUUCUUCCGUCCGGGACCCUCGUUGUUCUGGGAGGUUACAAUACCGCUUCAAGCCAACUAGUACCUUUGGACACAAUAUGGCUGCUCGAUACCACCCAGGCUACUCUGACCUGGAAAGUUAUCACCCUCCCAUCAAGCAACUCUCUCCCAAACCCUCGCAGAGACUUCGCAGCAGUAGUCAUUGCCUCAGGAGAGAUUCUGAUUCAUGGAGGCGGUGACGCGACACUUCAAAGUACCUACGCCGACGGCUGGAUAUUGCAUACCUCAGGUAGUACGGAUACCUGGUACUGGGAGGCCGUAGAAGUACUCGAGCAGAUAGGUCCGAGGAAGGAUCACUUUGCUGCUUGGGCGGGAGGCUGUGUUGUCUUCGGUUUCGGAUACACAAGUUCCGGGCCUGCACCGGCCGCGCCCCUUCCGGUGUACGAUCCGACAAGCAGUGUCAUUUCGCCGUCAUACACACCAGCGCCUUCUGGGUCUCCGCCUCCUACAACAUUGCCCCUUCCAAGCCAAACACCCGGCCCAGUCCCCACUGCUGAUCCAGGUGGAGGUGGAAGUGGAGGUGGGAAUGGUGGAGGCAAUGGAAGCGACGGUGGAGGUUCUGGUUCUGGCCAAAACGUUAAAUCUCGCCAGGCAGCCAUAAUUGUUGGCACGAUCUUCGGUGCUCUCGGGAUCGCAGGCCUGCUCGUCGGUAUAAUAUGGUUCCUCCGUCACCGUGAGCGCAGGAGGGGCGAAGGCUGGGGUGGCGGCCGAGGAGGAAUAGGGUGGCUGACCAGCCCCGCGAAAGGCGGUGAAGGUCGAUUCUACUUGCUGGAGGGCCCACAUGCCAACGACGGUCCCAAUGCUACUUUUGAUGGUGCAUCCCAGCUUACGAGGGACCCAGCUUCAGUUCAAAGGAAUGUUUCAAGUACUUCAGCCCCGGGGCUGUUGUCACGAGCAGCCGCACCAAUAGCCGGUCUGGCGGCACUGGUGUACAGCUCCCUUCCCAUCCAUCGGCAACAAGCGGUCCCACUGGCUCGUCGCGAUAUGUUUGCAGAUGAGGACGCGUAUGCCUCAAAUCCUUUCAUUGGUUCGGCCGGCUGGCGAUCCCGUCCCCUGCUUACCAGACGGGAAGGUAGUGAAGGCACCGCCUGGAGCCUCCGUUCUGUCGGCGCUGCAGUUCGCGGGAUUAUGUCCCGCGAGCCAAGCACUGGGCACAGUGAACUAGGAUAUGGAGAGAAGUCGGUAGAUGUGUACGGAGAGCAUAUUCCAGAAGAUAGUAGCGACGGCGAGGCGUCUCGGCUGAUUGCCUCCGAUUUCAACCCAUACACCGCAGCUUCGCUUGAUCCUUCGCACCCCAAGCAGGCAAACAAACCUACGUGGGCAUAUACGGACCCGUUCGCGGACCCUACGGAGGACGAACAAGAUGCACAGCUUCUGACCGCAGAUAUCACUACCAUGAACAACUUGUCAUCCUCCAGCGUUGAUGAUCCCAACCCCACAGCUGAAGGCGUGUCAAGGGAUGCAAAUGGCAGACCCCACCCUCCACCGCUACGCACUCUGGCACCAUUCUCCGUGGAGCCGCACACUCUCAGCCCCCUCAGAGAGAUGUCGUAUAGAACGGGAGGCAGCUCGGACACAUCCCAUACCUCUUCUGUAUUCUCUCAUUCACUGUCGAAUCCACCUUCGCAAGGACAUAGCAGCAACCCCCGUCAAUCAUACGUUAAUACCCCACAUACCUCACUUAGCUCUGCGACCGGCGCCGCAGCAUCCGCGGCACUUCAGCGGCAUACAUCCAUACUCGACUCUGCGCCUCCCCCGAGUCAACCGUUACGUCGCUCUGAUACAUGGUGGACAAGGUUUGCUCGCACGCCUCUGCUAGACAGGCGUCUCUCGCGCUCAUCAGGCGGCGGUGGCCCCUUUGAAUUCCGGGAUCCUAAUCCUGCCCCACCGCUAAGUGCGAUAGAUGAGGCGUCCAAGGCCUCGGGGUCACCUGACUCGCCAGAGUCGCAGGUACAGAGAGGUGGGAGCGGUGGGAGCGCAGACAGCGCACAGUCGCGGAGGGGUGGAAACCACAGCCACGGUGGUUCCCUGCACUCUGGGCACACUGCCGACAGCGCAUAUUUGGGUGGCGCAUAUGAUGUUGUGCAGCGUUUGGCGUCAGAAAGUAGCAACUCGCGGCGCACAGGAAGUACAGGCUCGACUGCUACUACCCAAACUGGAGAGUUUGGCGCCAGAAAGCAGGGGUCGGACUCGUCAAACCCGCAGUCGUCGAGCUCCCAGUCGAAGCAGCCUACACCGCCUCCGAAGGUGCCUACGCCACCCUUCGUCAUGUCGCCAACGCGGAUCGCCGAUGAACCGCGGCAGCCCACCCUGGCGCAUGUUGCGUCGCCACCUAAACGAGUCAAGUCGCCAACAAUCGCUGACCGGAUAUCAAACUUCGAGGCACUGGGCAGGAAUGAUCCACCAGGUGGUGGUGGUCCUCGCAACACCCGAAAGCGCGAGGAGGUCCCGUCUCGGAACCGGGUGAGUAUCCAAUAUGGCCUGGCGCCACGGGCGCCGCUGUUUGUUGCGAAUCCCAAUCCCCCCGGUGAACCAUCGGAGUGAUGGGUUAGUUGAUUUAAACUAAAUCAAAAGAUACGAUAUCGGACCCUUGUUUUACUGCUUACCCUUUUUUGUUUGGCGUAACGAUUAUUCACUUCUGCAUUCUUCACGACCACACACGACCUUUUUUUCAUGUAUACCGUUCUGAUUCUUAUUUCACGGCUUUGAUGUUGAGCUUGCCUGCAUGUAUGACCUGGACGAUGGACUUGCAUUGGACUCUAUUAGCUAGUAUGAUUGUAUUGUUA